AUGUUAGACGACACCCUCACGGUGGAUGGGCCCCAUCCCUCUGAGAAUCACUCUAAAGAGGCCCCCUCCAGCGUCGUCGUAGACUGCGAAUUACCAACUGACCCACACACGCCCUACCGUCCCACCCGAUGGCAGAGCAAUCUGACGCUCUUGAGUUGUUAUAUCGCCAACUUCAGUGAUGGGUUCCAGAACCAGCUGGCCAACCCUACCAAUAUCAUCUUCAAGCAUCUGCUCGGUAAAUCCGGCUAUCCGUCCGAGAUGCAGACGCGGAUCAGCAACUCGCUGAUUAUCGGGGCCAUCCUGGGAGUCCUCGCGUUGGGAUACGUCUCUGACAUGAUGUCGCGACGGGCUGGUCUGGUCUUCACUUCGGGCUUGGUCACCGUCAGCACCUUAAUGGCUGCCCUCGCACUGCAAGUGCACCCAUCCUACAACAUGCUGUGGUUCUUCGUCAUUGUCCGUGGUAUCUGCGGCUUUGGCGUCGGAGGCGAGUACCCUCCCAGUGCAGCGGCCGGCAUCGAAGAAUCCGACGACUUCCAACGCCGCUGUCGUGGGCCUAUCUUCGUCUCCUUCACCACGUUCAUGGCGACGCUCGCCGCUCCCAUCCUCAUGAUCAUCUACCUGAUCUGCCUCAAGGCAAGCAACAACAAUCUCCGAAUCACCUUCCACGCACUCUACUCCAUCGCAACGAUCAUCCCCGCCAUCAUCAUGGUGCUCCGGUUCUUCAUGACCGAUUCAACGCUCUACCACCACUCGAAUUUCAAACACCAACACAGACCUUUCCGCUUCUACUGGCUCCUCGUCCGCCGCUACCGGUCCCGUCUCUUCACCACCUCCCUCGCCUUCUUCCUCUACGACUUCAUCAACUUCCCCAACAGCAUCAUGUCCAGCACCAUCAUCUCCUCCCUGGUCCGGGACGGCAACCUCCAAACCACCGCAACCUGGCAGGUCAUUCUCGCCGCCCUCCCGGUUCCGGGGGUCAUCGUGGGCGCGUGGCUCACCCACACCCUCGGGCGACGGUACACCGGCAUGCUCGGGUUCACAGGGUACGUCGUGCUGGGGUUUAUUAUCGGCGGCACCUACGCCCGGCUAUCCCGACACAUUGCCGCGUUUGUCGUGCUGUACGGACUGCUCCAGGCCUUCGGACACAUGGGGCCCGGCGCCACGAUCGGCUUGGUUUCCUCGGAGGCCUUCCCGACGGCGAUGCGAGGCAUGGCGUACAGUGUGGCGACGGCGUUUGGGCGGACCGGUGCCGCCGUGGGCACGGAGUGCUUCACGCCGUUGCGGGAUACAGCGGGGGCCAGCGCCACGUUCUAUCUGCUAGGUGGUGUGGCGGUCUUGGGGGUAAUUGUGUAUUGGUUUUUGCCGGAGAGUGGGGAUUUGAAUCUGGAGGAGGAGGAUCGGGCCUUGGAGGAGUAUAUGGCGGGCCAUGGGUUUGUGAUGAUGGAGAAGAGGGGUUGA
Aspergillus ochraceoroseus IBT 24754 is the source of this 1458-nucleotide messenger RNA. RefSeq lists its product as uncharacterized. The transcript is spliced from 3 exons. Gene Ontology annotation, cellular component: plasma membrane. Bases 1 to 1458 code for a protein of 485 amino acids. Gene Ontology annotation, molecular function: carboxylic acid transmembrane transporter activity. The record is from RefSeq and is a predicted model, not a curated record. Lineage: Eukaryota; Fungi; Ascomycota; Eurotiomycetes; Eurotiales; Aspergillaceae. Gene Ontology annotation, biological process: carboxylic acid transport; transmembrane transport.